Molecule: messenger RNA, 474 nt
Organism: Brettanomyces bruxellensis
Lineage: Eukaryota; Fungi; Ascomycota; Pichiomycetes; Pichiales; Pichiaceae
Exons: 1
Coding region: 1-474 (157 amino acids)
Biological process (GO): mRNA splicing, via spliceosome
Cellular component (GO): U4/U6 x U5 tri-snRNP complex; U2-type prespliceosome; U4 snRNP
Molecular function (GO): RNA binding
Source: RefSeq, a predicted model, not a curated record
AUGGCUAUCGGCCAGAUCCCAAGAAAGGCAAAAUUGGUAAGUCCCAGCUUUAUUUCGCAUUUGAUUGUUCCAGUACUAACAAACACAACUUUAUCUCAGUCUAAACUAAUCGGCUUUAAGGUUAAAGUCACAUCUACAAAUACCUCAGAGUACAUAGGGACGCUGCUUUCAUUUGAUGGGUAUAUGAAUAUUGUACUUUCAGACUGCGAGGAGUUCCGUCUUACCAAAAAAUCACAACUUGAGCUUCGAAAGCAAACCAAACAGAAGAAGUAUAUCAUUGAUGAAUCGGUAAUAAAAGAGCAAAAACGGCUUUUGGGCUUGGUGAUCAUCAGGGGAGAGAACGUGAUUAGUGUUGUUGCUUUAGCGGCACCAAAUAAGUUGGAUGCAAAGCCUCAUCUUCGUCUCAAGAGGGGAAAGGGUGUGGUGAAGCCUGUUUUGAAGACUUUGAAUGGUGCACGGGCGGGAAGUAGGUGA